UGGAGCACCAGAGAGCUUGGGCUCGGCAUCGUCACAAAUUCACCUUACGGGUUCCUCAUUGACGACCGUUGCUCUCACAGACACCUAUCCAAGAACUGUAUUACCGGCUGGGCAUCUAUAUUCUCCAUGUCGCGCGUCAACAUUCUCAGAAUAUCCAGGUUGGCAAACCGCAAUGUUCUGUUUACGUCACAACGAUGCCAGGUACCAGCAGUUCGAGCUCUGAGCACAAAGACAAUCUUGCCCGUGGUUGCCGCCAAUAAGUCAUGCAUAUCAGGCCCUGUUAGAAAUUUAUCAUGCUCGCAAGCCACUUCGAAGGGCAUUUACCCAGAGACGGACAACCCACCAGCAAAGACCCUAGAACCCGAGGCAAAGGCCCACGAACCCACGGAACUCACCAUCGAGGAGUACCACGAGGCAGCAGAUACUUGCAUAGACCAUCUUGUGGCAACCUUUGAAGAGCUUCAAGAAGCCAGAGAAGAUGUCGAUGUUGAGUACAGCGCUGGCGUUUUAACUCUUAUAUUCCCUCCGAUUGGCACAUACGUUAUCAACAAGCAGCCGCCCAACAAGCAGAUAUGGCUUUCGUCCCCAAUAUCAGGACCGAAGCGUUACGACUGGGUUGUUUCGGGCGAGUCGCAAAACCAGAAGGAGGGUGGGGGCCAAGGGAAAUGGGUUUAUAUUAGAGAUGGAUCAACACUGAACGAGAUGUUGGAGAAGGAGGUCGGCGUUGAUCUUACGGAAGUCAUCGACUAACUCGGAUUGUUCCACUGUAUGAUCAAGGAUUUAUGUAUUGUAUUGCAGAAGCUGGCAGAAAGAUCACCAACGUUUUACACAAUAAAUGAAACAAGUGGCUGUGU
Messenger RNA from Pseudogymnoascus destructans, 854 nucleotides. It is a transcript of the gene FRR4, whose product is annotated as Mitochondrial chaperone Frataxin. The transcript has 2 exons. The coding region runs from base 127 to 750 and encodes 207 amino acids. Gene Ontology annotation, biological process: iron incorporation into metallo-sulfur cluster; intracellular iron ion homeostasis. Gene Ontology annotation, molecular function: ferrous iron binding; ferric iron binding; ferroxidase activity. The record is from RefSeq and is a predicted model, not a curated record. Lineage: Eukaryota; Fungi; Ascomycota; Leotiomycetes; Thelebolales; Thelebolaceae. Gene Ontology annotation, cellular component: mitochondrion.